Messenger RNA from Arvicola amphibius (Eurasian water vole), 1306 nucleotides. It is a transcript of the gene Mdh2, whose product is annotated as malate dehydrogenase 2. Bases 122 to 1138 code for a protein of 338 amino acids. NCBI's taxonomy places the organism in Eukaryota, Metazoa, Chordata, Mammalia, Rodentia, Cricetidae. The transcript is spliced from 9 exons. Gene Ontology annotation, biological process: tricarboxylic acid cycle; malate metabolic process. The record is from RefSeq and is a predicted model, not a curated record. Gene Ontology annotation, cellular component: mitochondrion; cytoplasm. Gene Ontology annotation, molecular function: L-malate dehydrogenase (NAD+) activity.
GUCUCUCGCGAGAUCAGGUGGCUCUGCUCCGGGCGGACACUGUGCAGAGUGGAGGUCGUUGGAGUCACUUGUCCACUGUUAGCUUGUUCGUCUGCAGAUCCGUGUCCCGCCCGCCCCAGCCAUGCUGUCUGCUCUCGCCCGGCCUGCCGGCGCCGCUCUCCGCCGCAGCUUCAGCACUUCGGCCCAGAACAAUGCUAAAGUAGCCGUGCUGGGAGCUUCUGGAGGCAUUGGGCAACCCCUUUCUCUGCUCCUGAAGAACAGCCCCCUAGUGAGUCGCCUGACCCUCUACGAUAUCGCUCACACGCCUGGUGUGGCAGCAGAUCUGAGUCACAUCGAGACCAGAGCAAACGUGAAAGGCUACCUUGGACCUGAUCAGCUACCAGACUGCCUGAAAGGUUGUGAUGUGGUGGUGAUCCCAGCCGGAGUGCCCAGGAAGCCAGGAAUGACGCGGGAUGACCUGUUCAACACCAAUGCUACCAUUGUGGCCACCUUGACUGCCGCCUGUGCCCAGCACUGCCCUGAAGCCAUGAUUUGCAUCAUUGCCAACCCGGUUAACUCCACCAUCCCCAUCACUGCAGAAGUUUUCAAGAAGCAUGGCGUGUACAACCCCAACAAGAUCUUCGGUGUGACAACCCUUGACAUUGUCAGAGCGAACACAUUCGUGGCGGAGCUGAAGGGUUUGGAUCCUGCUCGAGUCAACGUGCCUGUCAUUGGUGGCCAUGCUGGGAAGACCAUCAUCCCCUUGAUCUCUCAGUGUACCCCCAAAGUUGACUUUCCUCAAGACCAGCUGACUGCGCUCACCGGGAGGAUUCAGGAGGCUGGCACGGAAGUUGUGAAGGCCAAGGCUGGAGCAGGCUCUGCCACUCUGUCCAUGGCUUACGCUGGAGCCCGUUUUGUCUUCUCCCUUGUGGAUGCCAUGAACGGGAAGGAAGGUGUUGUUGAGUGUUCUUUUGUUCAGUCCAAAGAGACAGAGUGCACUUACUUCUCCACACCCUUGCUGUUGGGGAAAAAAGGCCUGGAGAAGAACCUGGGCAUUGGCAAAAUCACUCCUUUUGAGGAGAAAAUGAUUGCCGAGGCCAUCCCUGAGCUCAAAGCCUCCAUCAAGAAAGGCGAGGACUUUGUCAAGAACAUGAAGUGAGAGGUUCAAGUCCAAGCAGCCGUAUCACCCUAACUUAUUCAGCAUCAUGUCACUGAAGCCAGCAGGGUCUUCAGUUCAUUUGAUGGUGGGUGUUGUAAAGCAUCAGCAAUCCCUUCCCAAUGGCGGCUGGUCUGUUGAUAAUGACAAUAAAGCAGACUGAUUCUUUUU